GUGUAAGGCUCCCUCAGUGGGAAGCGGGACUUCUCGUGGCAGCGGUGACGAAUACAAAGAAAUUUCAGUACCCACCAGCUGUACUUGAGUUCCUCUUCGUAGUCGCUCCGCACGCACCUCCAGCAUGCCCGGCCACGUUGUGAAGAGCACGGGUCCCGACCCCGACCCCACUGAAUAUCUCUUCAUUUCCCCUGAACAAAAGCGCAUCGAUCAAACGAAGCCUUACGACCCCAAGAAGUCCGUCUGGGCUCCUGAUCCCGAAGAGGGUUUCGUUGAAGCUAUUCUUCAGGGAGCCAAAGGCGACAAGCUGGUAUCGGUUAAGCUUCCCAACGGUGAGACGAAGGACUUCAAGAAGGAAAUCAUCGGUCAGGUUAACCCUCCCAAGUACGAGAAAUGUGAGGAUGUGUCUAACUUGACCUUCCUUAAUGAUGCUUCUGUCUUGUACAACCUAAAGACCCGUUAUCAGGCUAGGCUUAUCUACACUUACUCCGGUCUUUUCUGCAUUGUCGUCAAUCCCUACAAGCGCUACCCCAUCUACACCAACCGCGUCGUCAAAAUCUACCAGGGCAAGAGGCGUAAUGAGGUUCCCCCUCAUCUCUUCGCCAUUUGCGACGGUGCCUACGCGAACAUGAUGCAAGAGCGUCAGAACCAGUCUAUGCUUAUCACUGGUGAGUCUGGAGCCGGCAAGACUGAGAACACAAAGAAAGUGUUGUCUUAUUUUGCCCAAGUCGGCGCCUCUGGAAAGAAAGAAGACGACAAAAAGAACUUAGAGGACCAGAUCAUCCAGACCAACCCCAUCCUCGAGGCUUAUGGUAACGCCAAGACCACCCGUAAUGACAACUCAUCUCGUUUCGGUAAAUUCAUCCGUGUGCACUUCAUGCCCACUGGCAAACUGUCUGGCGCUGAUAUCGAGGUCUACCUUCUGGAGAAGGCGCGUGUUAUCUCCCAGUCCCCCGCCGAGCGAGGAUACCAUAUCUUCUACCAGUUGAUGUGCGACCAGAUCGAAAACAUCAAGCCACUCUGUCUACUGUCGAAUGACAUCUACGACUAUCACUUCGUGUCCCAGGGAAAAGUCACUGUCCCAUCCAUUGAUGACAAGGAAGACAUGCAGUUCACCCAUGAUGCAUUUGACAUCCUGAACUUUACCAAUGAAGAGAGAAUGAACUGCUACAAGGUCACGGCGUCUAUCAUGCACUUUGGCAACUGCAAGUUCAAGCAGAGGGGACGCGAGGAACAGGCCGAACCCGAUGGAACUGAGCCCGGUGAAGUUGUUGGGAAGCUUCUUGGUGUUGACGGCGAGGAGCUCUAUAGGAACCUGUGCAAACCCAAGAUCAAGGUCGGCACUGAGUUCGUCACUCAAGGAAGGAAUGUCGAUCAGGUCAACUACAGCGUCGGUGCUAUGUCAAAGGCUCUGUUCGACCGUACUUUCAAGUGGAUUGUCAAGAAGUGUAACCUGACACUUGAGACUGGUCUGAAUCGUUCUAUGUUCAUCGGCGUGCUCGACAUUGCUGGCUUCGAAAUCUUCGACUUCAACGGUUUCGAGCAAAUCUGCAUCAACUUCUGUAACGAGAAGCUGCAGCAGUUCUUCAACCACCACAUGUUCGUGCUGGAACAGGAGGAAUAUGCAAGAGAAGGCAUUGUCUGGCAGUUCGUCGACUUCGGCAUGGAUCUACAAGCUUGUAUUGAACUCUUCGAAAAGAAAAUGGGGAUCCUCUCCAUCCUUGAGGAAGAGUCCAUGUUCCCCAAGGCUACUGACAAGACCUUCGAGGAGAAACUGAAUAUCAACCAUCUCGGAAAGUCUCCUUGCUUCAUCAAGCCCAAGCCUCCAAAGGCCGGCCAGCCUGAGAACCACUUUGCCAUCGUUCACUACGCUGGUACUGUGUCCUACAACCUGACUGGCUGGCUUGAGAAGAACAAGGAUCCUCUCAACGACACCGUCGUCGACCAGCUCAAGAAGUCUUCUAAUGCCUUGACGGUUGAGCUCUUCGCAGAACAUCCCGGUCAAUCUGGUGACGGAGGCAAAGGAGGGAAAGGAGGAAAACAGCAAACUGGAUUCAAAACUGUAUCUUCGGGUUACAAGGAUCAGCUGGGCAACUUGAUGAGGACACUGAACGCCACUCACCCUCACUUCAUCCGCUGCAUUGUGCCUAACGAGUUCAAGAAACCGGGUGUUGUUGAUGCCGGCCUCAUCAUGCACCAAUUGACUUGCAACGGUGUACUUGAGGGCAUCCGUAUCUGCCGGAAGGGCUUCCCCAACAGGAUGCCGUACCCUGACUUCAAGUCGCGUUACAAUAUCCUGGCCGCCAAGGAGAUGAUCGAAGCGAAGGACGAUAAGAAAGCGGCCAAGGCAUGCUUCGACAAGGUCGCCCUCGACGCCGAGUUAUACCGCACAGGGAAUACCAAGGUGUUCUUCCGCGCUGGUGUCCUGGGUACUCUCGAGGAGAUUCGCGACGACCGGAUCUGCCUGCUCAUGUCUCAUCUCCAGGCGUGGAUCCGCGGCUACGCCAGUCGAAAGCAAUAUGCCAAAAUGCAGAAGCAGAGAAAUGCUCUUAUUAUCAUCCAGCGCAACAUCAGGAAGUACCAGAAGAUGCGCUCUUGGCUCUGGUACGAGAUGUGGACUAAGCUGAAGCCCAGGCUCAACGUUACCCGCAUUGAGGAUGAGCUCGCUAGACUGGAGGAGACCGCUGAGAAGGCCGAGGCAGAGUUUGCUAAGGAAACGAAACUCCGCGAAGAACUUGAAAUAAAAAAUGCUGCUCUUACUCAAGAGAGGAAUGAUCUUUUGUCAGCCGUAGAGUCUAGCAAGGGUGGUAUGACUGACUAUCUUGAUAAGCAGGCCAAGUUGCAAGCUCAGAAGGCCGAGUUAGAGGCCCAGCUUAACGAAACCCUAGAACGCCUCCACGGUGAAGAGGAAGCACGCAACCAGCUGGAUAAUGGCAGGAAAAAAUGUGAACAGGAGGUUGGGAACCUGAAGAAGGACCUGGAAGAUCUCGAGCUCAGUAUCCAGAAGGGUGAGCAGGACAAGCUCACAAAGGAUCAGCAGAUCCAUAAUCUUAAAGAUGAAGUCGCUCACCAAGAGGAAUUAAUCACUAAGGUAAAUAAAGAAAAGAAGCACCUUCAGGAAUGCAACCAAAAGACUGCCGAAGAUCUCCAGGCCAUUGAGGACAAGUGCAAUCACCUCAACAAAGUCAAAGGCAAACUGGAAUCAACGCUUGAUGAGCUCGAAGAUUCUCUCGAACGCGAGAAGAAGCUUCGCAGUGAGGUAGAGAAGGCCAAGAGGAAAGUCGAAGGUGACCUCCGGCUGACCCAAGAAGCUGUUUCUGAUCUUGAAAGGAACCACAAGGAACUCGAAAUGGCCGUCGAACGCAAGGAUAAGGAGAUUUCUGCCAUCACUGCCAAAAUCGAGGACGAACAGCUUCUUGUGAACAGGGACCAGAGACAGGUCAAGGAACUGCAAGCUCGCCUAGAGGAACUCGAGGAGGAAGUCGAGCACGAACGUCAAGCCCGUGCGAAGGCCGAGAAAGCCAAGAAUCAUCUCUCUCGCGAAUUGGGAGAACUUGGCGAGCGGUUGGAUGAGGCCGGCGGUGCCACGGCGACUCAGAUCGAGAUCAACAAGAAACGCGAGAGCGAACUGGCCAAGGUCCGGCGCGAGAUCGAGGAAGCCAACCUCCAGCAUGAGGCCGCCCUAGCUUCCUUGCGCAAGAAGCACAACGAUGCUAUUUCUGAGAUGUCUGAGCAAAUCGACUAUCUCAACAAGAUGAAGGCCAGGGUUGAGAAGGAUAAGGAGACAAUGAAGCGUGAUGCAGAUGAUGCAAGAGCUUCCAUGGAUUCCCUUAGUCGUGAAAAGACUGCUUCCGAGAAGACCACCAAGCAACUUCAACAUCAGCUAAGUGAACUCCACGCUAAACUCGAUGAGGCCAACCGCACCCUGAGUGACUUUGACGCCACCAAAAAGAAGCUUGCCUGCGAGAAUUCUGAUCUUAUCCGCCAGCUAGAAGAGGCCGAGAACCAAGUCGGCCAGCUGUCUAGGCUGAAACUGUCUCUCACCAACCAGCUGGAUGAUACUAGGAAGCUCGCUGAUGAGGAGAGCAGGGGACGUGCUACUCUCUUGGGAAAGCUGCGUAACUUGGAGCACGAUAUUGACGUCCUUCGCGAGCAACUGGAAGAGGAGAGCGAAGCGAAGGGGGAUGUUCAGCGAAUGCUCUCCAAGGCUAACGCUGAGGCUCUCAUGUGGCGCUCCAAGUACGAGUCUGAGGGUGUUGCCCGUGCAGAGGAACUUGAAGCUUCUCGCAUGAAGCUUGCCGCUCGCCUCGAGGAAGCUGAAAUGCAAAUCGAGUCCCUCAAUGUUAGGAACCUGCAUCUUGAGAAGACCAAGGUGCGUGCUUCCGCCGAAUUAGAGGAUCUCCAGGCUGCUGCUGAGCGUGCUCAAACCCUUGCUCUUGCUGCUGAGAAGAAACAGAAGAACUUUGAUAAGAUCCUCUCUGAAUGGAAGAUGAAGGUCGAUGACCUUGCUGCUGAACUCGAUGCCUCCCAGAAGGAAUGUCGCAACUACUCCACUGAACACUUCCGCCUGAAGGCUGCUUACGAAGAGAACAUUGAACAACUCGACAGCAUCCGCCGUGAGAAUAAGAACCUCAGUGAUGAGAUUAAAGAUCUGAUGGACCAGAUUGGCGAAGGUGGACGAGCUUAUCAUGAAGCUCAGAAGAAUUCUAAACGACUGGAAAUCGAGAAGGAAGAGCUCCAAGCAGCUCUCGAGGAGGCUGAGGCAGCUCUGGAACAGGAGGAGAACAAGGUCCUCCGAACACAGCUCGAGCUCAGCCAAGUCAGGCAAGAGAUUGACAGACGUAUUCAAGAGAAAGAAGAAGAAUUUGAAAAUACUCGUAAGUGUCAUCAGCGUGCAAUUGAUUCCAUGCAAGCUUCUCUUGAGGUUGAAGCCAAGGGGAAGGCUGAGGCUCUUCGUAUAAAGAAGAAGCUCGAGUCUGAUAUCAACGAGCUCGAAAUUGCCCUUGACCACGCCAAUAAGGCUAAUUCAGACCUCCAUAAACAUUACAAGAAGAUUCAGGACGAGACCAAGGACAUGGAAGCCCGCGUUAAGGAGGAACAGCGUCUCGCCGCUGAGUUCCUUGAACAGUAUGGCAUUGCUGAACGCCGUGCUAAUGCUCUUCAUGGAGAGUUGGAGGAAUCCCGUGCUCUCCUGGAACAGUCCGACCGUGGGCGCCGCCAGGCUGAGUCUGAGCUCAACGAUGCACGCGAUCAAGUCAACAACCUUACCGAACUGAAUUCUGCUCUUAACGCCUCCAAGAGAAAGCUUGAGGGUGAAAUGCAGACACUGCAUGCUGACCUUGAAGAGAUGCUUAGCGAAGCAAAGAACUCUGAGGAGAAAGCAAAGAAGGCCAUGAUUGAUGCUGCCCGUCUAGCUGAUGAACUCCGCUCUGAGCAGGAACAUGCAAUGACGCAAGAAAAGAUGCGCAAGGGUCUCGAGGUUACCGUUAAAGAGCUGCAGACUCGUCUUGAGGAGACUGAAAGCACUAUCAUGAAGACCGGGAAGAAGGCGAUCAGCAAUCUCGAAUCUCGUAUCCGUGAGCUCGAGUCUUCUCUGGAUGAUGAGUCUCGCCGCCACGCGGACUCUCAGAAGAACCUGAGGAAGUGCGAGAGGCGCAUCAAGGAGCUCGCCUUCCAGGCUGACGAGGAUAAGAAGAAUCAUGAGAGGAUGCAGGACCUCGUCGAUAAGCUCCAGCAGAAGAUCAAGACCUACAAGCGCCAGAUCGAGGAGGCUGAGGAGAUCGCCGCCCUCAACCUGGCCAAGUUCCGCAAGGCUCAGCAGGAGCUUGAGGAAGCUGAGGCCUCCAGAUAUGUAACUAAUCUUACCCUAGCAACAGCUUUAUCAGCAGUCUUAGGAAAAUAUAAGUCCUCAGGUGAGCUAAACGCCCAAGCAAUGCCUAGAGCAAAAAGGUAUGAGAGCAUGCCCGGCCACGUUGUGAAGAGCACGGGUCCCGACCCCGAUCCCACUGAAUACCUCUUCAUUUCCGCCGAGCAAAAACGCAUCGACCAGACGAAGCCUUACGACCCCAAGAAGUCCGUAUGGGCUCCUGACCAGGCGGAGGGUUUCGUCGAAGCCCAACUCCAGGGCGCCAAGGGAGAUAAGCUGCUGACCGUAAAGCUUCCAAAUGGUGAGACAAAGGAUUUUAAGAAGGAGCUCAUCGGUCAGGUCAACCCUCCCAAGUACGAGAAGUGUGAGGAUGUGUCCAACUUGACCUUCCUUAACGAUGCCUCCGUCUUCUACGUCCUCAAAUCUCGUUACCAGGCCAAGCUUAUUUACACCUACUCCGGUCUUUUCUGUAUCGUCGUUAACCCCUACAAGCGUUACCCCAUCUACACCAGCCGUGCCGUCAAGAUCUACAUGGGCAAGAGGCGUAAUGAGGUUCCUCCUCAUCUCUUCGCCAUCUGCGACGGUGCCUACGCGAACAUGAUGCAAGACCGUAAGAAUCAGUCUAUGCUCAUCACUGGUGAGUCUGGAGCUGGAAAGACGGAGAACACAAAGAAAGUGUUGUCCUACUUCGCUAACGUUGGUGCCUCCGACAAGAAAGAAACUAAGCAGAACCUGGAGGACCAGAUCAUCCAGACCAACCCCAUCCUUGAGGCUUAUGGUAACGCCAAGACUACACGUAAUGACAACUCAUCUCGUUUCGGUAAGUUCAUCCGCGUGCACUUCGGCCCCAACGGAAAGCUUUCCGGCGCUGACAUCGAGGUCUACCUGCUGGAGAAGGCUCGUGUCAUCUCCCAGUCCCCCGCCGAGCGAGGCUACCACAUCUUCUAUCAGCUCAUGUGCGACCAGAUCGACUACAUGAAGAAGAUAUGUCUUUUGUCCGAAGACAUUUAUGACUACAGCUUCGUGUCUCAGGGAAAAGUGACAGUCCCUUCAAUCGACGACAAGGAAGACAUGCAAUUUACUCACGAUGCCUUUGACAUUCUAAACUUUGGCAAUGAGGAGAGGGAUAACUGCUACAGGGUCACCGCAUCUGUUAUGCACUUCGGUAACUGCAAGUUCAAGCAGAGGGGACGUGAGGAGCAGGCCGAACCUGAAGGCACUGAGCACGGUGAGCUUGUGGCCAAACUGCUUGGAGUGGACGCCGAAGAACUCUACAGGAACCUGUGCAAACCCAAGAUCAAGGUCGGCGCUGAAUUCGUCACUCAAGGAAGGAAUGUCAAUCAGGUCAACUACAGCGUUGGUGCCAUGUCGAAGGCUCUGUACGAUCGUACUUUCAAGUGGCUUGUGAAAAAGUGCAACAUGACGCUUGAGACUGGCCAGACUCGUUCCAUGUUCAUCGGUGUCCUCGAUAUUGCCGGCUUCGAAAUCUUCGACUUCAACGGCUUCGAGCAGAUCUGUAUCAACUUUUGUAAUGAGAAGUUGCAACAGUUCUUCAACCACCACAUGUUCGUGCUGGAACAAGAAGAAUACUCAAGGGAAGGUAUUGUAUGGCAGUUCGUCGACUUCGGCAUGGAUCUACAAGCUUGCAUCGAGCUUUUCGAGAAGAAAAUGGGUCUCCUCUCCAUUCUUGAGGAAGAGUCAAUGUUCCCCAAGGCCACUGACAAGACUUUCGAGGAGAAGCUCAAUAUUAAUCAUCUUGGAAAGUCUCCUUGCUUCAUCAAGCCCAAGCCUCCAAAGGCCGGCCAGCCUGAGAACCACUUUGCCAUUGUCCACUAUGCUGGUACUGUGUCCUACAACCUAAGUGGCUGGCUUGAGAAGAACAAGGAUCCUCUCAACGACACCGUCGUCGACCAGCUCAAGAAGUCUUCUAAUGCCUUGACGGUUGAGCUCUUCGCAGAACAUCCCGGUCAAUCUGGAGAUGCAGGCGGCAAAGGAGGAAAGGGUGGUAAGCAGCAGACCGGCUUCAAGACUGUAUCUUCUGGGUACAGGGACCAGUUGAACAACCUAAUGAAAACUUUAAACGCCACACAUCCUCACUUCAUCCGCUGUAUUGUACCCAAUGAGUUCAAGAAACCUGGAGUCGUCGAGGCUGGUCUCAUCAUGCACCAGCUGACUUGCAACGGUGUACUUGAGGGCAUCCGUAUCUGCCGAAAGGGCUUCCCCAACAGGAUGCCUUAUCCGGACUUCAAGCUUCGCUACAACAUCUUGGCCGCCAAGGAGAUGCUAGAGGCAAAGGACGACAAGAAAGCGGCCAAGGCAUGUUUCGAGAAGGUCGCCCUCGACGCCGAGUUGUACCGCACAGGGAACACCAAGGUGUUCUUCCGCGCCGGUGUCCUGGGGACGCUCGAGGAAAUUCGUGACGACCGUGUAAUGAAGCUUCUGAGCUGGUUCCAAGCAUGGAUCCGCGGCUACGCCAGCCGCAAACAGUAUGCCAAGAUGCAGAAGCAAAGAACCGCUCUUCUUAUCGUCCAGCGCAACAUCAGGAAGUACCAGAAGAUGCGUUCUUGGCUCUGGUACGAGAUGUGGAUGAAGAUGAAACCCAAGCUCAAUGUCACACGUGCCGAAGAUGAACUUAUCAGGCUGGAAGAGCUCGCCGAGAAAGCUGAGGCUGAAUUUGAGAAGGAGAUUAAGCUUCGCGAGCAGCAUGAGAUCAAGAAUGCUGCUCUUCUCGAGGAAAGAGCUGAGCUUAUGCUGGCUCUCGAUUCAUCCAAGGGCGGCAUGUCUGAGUUCAUCGAGAAACAGGCAAAGCUGCAGGCACAGAAGGCCGAACUUGAGGCACAGCUUAACGAAACCGUGGAACGCCUCGAAAAGGAAGAGGAAGCGUCCGGUCAGCUCGCAAAUGGCAGGAAGAAGUGCCAACAGGAGGUAGAAAAUCUGAAGAAGGAUCUUGAGGACCUCGAGCUUGCCAUUCAGAAGGGAGAACAGGACAAAGCCACCAAGGACCAGCAGAUUCAAAAUCUCAAGGACGAGAUUGCCCACCAGGAAGAGCUUAUCACCAAGGUUAAUAAAGAGAAGAAACACCUUCAGGCAUGUAAUCAGAAAACUGCCGAAGAUCUGCAAGGUAUUGAAGACAAAUGUAAUCAUCUCGGCAAGGUAAAGUCCAAAUUGGAAUCUAAUCUUGAUGAGCUCGAAGAUUCUCUCGAACGUGAGAAGAAGCUUCGCAAUGAGGUUGAGAAAGCAAAGAGGAAGGUUGAGGGUGACCUCAAGUUGACCCAAGAGGCUGUUGCUGAUCUGGAACGGAACUUUAAGGAAAUUGAAGCAACUGUUGACCGCAAGCAUAAGGAGAUAUCUGCCAUUUCUUGCAAAAUUGAGGACGAACAGGCUCUUGUGUACAGAGAUCAAAGGCAAGUGAAGGAACUUCAAGCUCGUCUUGAGGAACUUGAGGAGGAAGUUGACCAUGAGCGCCAGGUCCGUAGCAAGGCUGAAAAGGCUAAGAAUCUCCUUUCACGUGAACUUGAAGAACUUACUGAACGAUUGGACGAAGCUGGCGGCGCCACUGCUGCUCAGAUUGAGAUGAACAAGAAGCGCGAGAGCGAACUGGUUAAAGUCCGCCGAGAUCUCGAGGAAUCCAGCCUUCAGCAUGAAGCUUCCCUUGCUUCCCUUCGCAAGAAGCACAACGAUGCUGUGACAGAAAUGUCGGAGCAAAUUGAUUAUCUUAAUAAGAUGAAGGCCAGGACUGAAAAAGACAAAGAGGCUAUCAAGCGAGAUGCUGAUGAUGCAAGGGCUUCUUUGGAUGCGCUUACUCGCGAUAAGACUGCUGCCGAGAAGACCACUAAGCAGCUUCAGCACCAGCUUAGUGAUCAUAAUGCUAAACUGGAUGAAGUCAAUCGUACUCUGAAUGAUUUUGAUGCCGCCAAGAAAAAGCUUUCCUGCGAAAAUGCCGACCUUGUUCGUCAGAUGGAAGAUGCUGAGAAUCAAGUUGGCCAGCUGUCAAGGCUAAAACUAUCUCUUACUAACCAGUUGGAUGACACCAGGAAACUGGCAGAUGAGGAAAGCAGGGCUAAGGCUACUCUCCUAGGUAAGUUCCGAAACCUGGAGCACGAUAUCGACGCUCUUCGCGAUCAACUGGAAGAGGAAAGUGAAGCCAAGGGAGACGUUCUCCGCAUGCUGUCCAAGGCUAACGCUGAGGCUCUCAUGUGGCGCUCCAAGUACGAGUCUGAGGGUGUUGCCCGAGCAGAGGAACUCGAGGCUGCUCGUAUGAAGCUCGCCUCUCGCCUCGAGGAAGCCGAAAUGCAAAUCGAGUCUCUUAAUGUUAGGAACUUGCAUCUUGAGAAGAUCAAGAUGCGUGCUGCUGCUGAACUGGAAGAACUUCAAGUUGCUGCUGAACGUGCAAAUACCCUUGCUCUUGCUGCUGAAAAGAGACAGAGGAACUUCGAUAAGAUAAUUUCUGAAUGGAAGAUGAAGGUCGAUGACCUUUCUGCUGAACUCGAUGCCUCCCAGAAGGAAUGUCGCAACUACUCCACCGAACACUUCCGUCUAAAGGCUGCUUAUGAAGAGAACAUUGAACAACUCGACAGCAUCCGCCGAGAAAAUAAAAGCCUUAAUGAUGAGAGUAAAGACCUGAUGGACCAGAUUGGCGAAGGUGGUCGAGCCUACCACGAAACUCAAAAGAACUGCAGGCGAUUAGAAAUCGAAAAGGAUGAGCUACAGGCUGCUCUUGAGGAGGCUGAGGCAGCUCUUGAACAAGAAGAGAACAAGGUCCUUCGAACACAGCUCGAGCUUGGGCAGAUCAGACAAGAAAUUGACAGACGUAUUCAAGAAAAGGAAGAAGAAUUUGACAAUACUCGUAAGUGUCACCAGAGAGCCAUCGAUUCUAUGCAAGCGUCCCUUGAAGUUGAAGCCAAGGGCAAGGCUGAGGCUCUUCGCUUGAAGAAGAAGCUUGAGUCCGACAUUAAUGAGCUUGAGAUUGCCCUUGACCACGCCAAUAAGGCCAACUCUGACCUUCAUAAACACUAUAAGAAGGUUCAAGAUGAGAUCAAGGACAUGGAUGCCCGUGUCAAGGAAGAACAGCGACUCGCCUCUGAGUAUCGAGAACAGUAUGGCAUUGCUGAACGCCGUGCAAAUGCCCUUCAUGGAGAGCUGGAAGAAUCCCGGACGCUGUUGGAGCAAUCCGACCGCGGUCGGCGCCAAGCUGAGGCAGAACUCAAUGACGCACGUGAACAGAUCAACAGUAUCAGUACCGAAAAUACAGCUCUUUCUGCCUUCAAGCGGAAACUUGAAGGUGAAAUACAGACCCUACAGGCCGACCUUGAAGAAAUGCUCAGCGAGGCAAAGAAUUCCGAGGAGAAGGCGAAGAAGGCCAUGUUGGAUGCUGCUCGUCUGGCCGAUGAGCUCCGCGCUGAACAGGAACAUGCUAUGGCCCAGGACAAGAUGCGAAAGGCCUUGGAGGUCACUGUGAAGGAUCUCCAGACCCGUCUUGAGGAGACUGAAACUACAGUUAUGAGGACAGGGAAAAGGGCAGUCAGCAACAUGGAAGGUCGCAUUCGCGAACUCGAGGCUUCCCUGGACGGGGAGACUCGUCGCCACGCUGACGCCCAGAAGAACCUGAGGAAGUGCGAGAGGCGCAUCAAGGAGCUCGCCUUCCAGACCGAUGAGGACAAGAAGAACCACGACAGGAUGCAGGACCUCGUCGAUAAGCUCCAGCAGAAGAUCAAGACCUACAAGCGCCAGAUCGAGGAGGCUGAGGAGAUCGCCGCCCUCAAUCUGGCCAAAUUCCGCAAGGCUCAGCAGGAGCUCGAGGAAGCCGAAAUAUCCCAAUAUGAAUCUGGUAUGGUGUUUGUGUUGGAGUUAAAUCGCCUCGCAAACACCACCAACAUGCCCGGUCACGUUGUGAAGAGCACGGGUCCCGACCCCGAUCCCACUGAAUACCUCUUCAUUUCCGCCGAGCAAAAACGCAUCGACCAGACGAAGCCUUACGACCCCAAGAAGUCCGUCUGGGCUCCUGACCAGGCGGAGGGUUUCGUCGAAGCCCAACUCCAGGGCGCUAAAGGAGAGAAGUUUCUGACCGUAAAGCUUCCAAGUGGUGAGACAAAGGAUUUUAAGAAGGAGCUCAUCGGUCAGGUCAACCCUCCCAAGUACGAGAAGUGUGAGGAUGUGUCCAACUUGACCUUCCUUAACGAUCCUUCAGUCUACUACGUUCUUAAGUCUCGUUACCAGGCCAAGCUGAUUUACACCUACUCUGGACUUUUCUGUAUCGUCGUUAACCCCUACAAGCGUUACCCCAUCUACACCAACCGUGCCGUCAAGAUCUACAUGGGCAAGAGGCGUAAUGAGGUGCCCCCUCAUCUCUUCGCCAUCUGCGACGGUGCUUACCAGAACAUGAUGCAAGAUCGUCAGAACCAAUCAAUGCUUAUCACUGGUGAGUCUGGAGCUGGAAAAACUGAGAACACAAAGAAAGUGUUGUCGUACUUCGCCAACGUUGGUGCCUCUGACAAGAAAGAAACCAAUCAGAACUUGGAGGACCAAAUUAUUCAGACCAACCCCAUCCUUGAGGCCUAUGGUAACGCCAAAACCACCCGUAACGACAAUUCAUCUCGUUUUGGUAAGUUCAUCCGCGUGCACUUCGGCCCCAACGGAAAGCUUUCCGGCGCUGACAUCGAGGUCUACCUGCUGGAGAAGGCUCGUGUCAUCUCCCAGUCCCCCGCCGAGCGAGGCUACCACAUCUUUUAUCAGCUCAUGUGCGACCAGAUCGACUACAUGAAAAAGAUCUGUCUUUUGACCGACGAUAUUUAUGACUACAGCUUCGUGUCUCAGGGAAAAGUGACAGUCCCUUCAAUCGACGACAAGGAAGACAUGCAAUUUACUCACGAUGCCUUUGACAUUCUAAACUUUAGCAAUGAGGAGAGGGAUAACUGCUACAGGGUCACCGCAUCUGUUAUGCACUUCGGUAACUGCAAGUUCAAGCAGAGGGGACGUGAGGAGCAGGCCGAACCUGAAGGCACUGAGCACGGUGAGCUUGUGGCCAAACUGCUUGGAGUGGACGCCGAAGAACUCUACAGGAACCUGUGCAAACCCAAGAUCAAGGUCGGCGCUGAAUUCGUCACUCAAGGAAGGAAUGUCAAUCAGGUCAACUACAGCGUUGGUGCCAUGUCGAAGGCUCUGUACGAUCGUACUUUCAAGUGGCUUGUGAAAAAGUGCAACAUGACGCUUGAGACUGGCCAGACUCGUUCCAUGUUCAUCGGUGUCCUCGAUAUUGCCGGCUUCGAAAUCUUCGAGUUCAACAGUUUCGAGCAAAUCUGCAUCAACUUCUGUAACGAGAAGCUGCAGCAGUUCUUCAACCAUCACAUGUUCGUGCUGGAACAGGAGGAAUAUGCAAGAGAAGGCAUUGUCUGGCAGUUCGUCGACUUCGGCAUGGAUCUGCAAGCUUGUAUUGAGCUCUUCGAGAAGAAAAUGGGUCUCCUUUCCAUCCUCGAGGAAGAGUCUAUGUUCCCAAAGGCUACUGACAAGACUUUCGAGGAGAAGCUCAAUAUCAACCAUCUCGGAAAGUCUUCUUGCUUCGUCAAGCCCAAGCCUCCAAAGGCCGGCCAGCCUGAGAACCACUUUGCCAUUGUUCACUACGCUGGUGUUGUGUCCUACAACCUGUCUGGCUGGCUUGAGAAGAACAAGGAUCCUCUCAACGAUACUGUCGUCGACCAGCUCAAGAAGGCUUCCAACGCCCUCACAGUUGAGCUCUUCGUUGACCAUCCCGGCCAGUCUGGUGACGGAGGCGGCAAGGGAAAGGGUGGCAAACAACAGACAGGUUUCAAGACAGUAUCAUCAGGUUACAGGGACCAGCUAAACAACUUGAUGAAAACGCUUAACGCUACUCACCCUCAUUUCAUCCGUUGCAUUGUGCCCAACGAGUUCAAGAAACCAGGAGCAGUGGACGCUAGCCUCAUCAUGCAUCAGCUGACGUGCAACGGUGUGCUUGAAGGAAUCCGUAUCUGCCGAAAAGGCUUCCCCAACAGGAUGCCCUAUCAUGACUUCAAACAGAGAUACAAUAUCCUCGCUGCGCAAGAGAUGAUCGAGGCGAAGGACAACAAGAAAGCAGCUAAUGCCUGUUUAGAAAAAGCCGGUCUCGACCCAGAGACUUACCGCACCGGAAAUACAAAGGUGUUCUUCCGUGCUGGAAUCCUCGGUAGACUGGAGGAAAUUCGUGAUGAUCGCGUGGUCAAGCUUCUGACUUGGUUCCAAGCGAGGAUCCGCGGCUACGCCAGCCGCAAACAGUAUUCCAAGAUGCAGAAGCAAAGAACCGCUCUUCUUAUCGUCCAGCGCAACAUCAGGAAGUACCAGAAGAUGCGUUCUUGGCUCUGGUACGAGAUGUGGAUGAAGAUGAAACCCAAGCUCAAUGUCACACGUGCCGAAGAUGAGCUUAUCAGGCUGGAAGAGCUCGCCGAGAAAGCUGAGGCUGAAUUUAAGAAGGAGAUUAAGCUUCGCGAGCAGCUUGAGAUCAAGAAUGCUGCUUUUCUCGAGGAAAGAGCUGGGCUUAUGCUGGCUCUCGAUUCAUCCAAGGGCGGCAUGUCUGAGUUCAUCGAGAAACAGGCAAAGCUGCAGGCCCAGAAGGCCGAAAUUGAAGGACAACUGAAUGAAACCUUGGAACGUCUGGAAAAGGAAGAGGAAGCUCACCAUCAACUCUCAUACGGCAGAAAGAAGUGCGAACAGGAGGUAGCUAAUUUGAGGAAGGAACUUGAGGACCUCGAGCUUGUCUUGCAAAAGGGUGAGAAAGACAAAGCUACCAAAGAUCAGCAGAUUCACAACCUUAAGGAUGAGAUUACUCACCAGGAAGAGCUUAUCACCAAGGUUAAUAAGGAGAAGAAGCACCUUCAGGCUUGUAACCAGAAUACUGCCGAAGAUCUGCAAGGUAUUGAAGACAAAUGUAAUCAUCUCGGUAAGGUAAAGUCCAAAUUGGAAUCUAAUCUCGAUGAGAUCGAAGAUUCUCUCGAACGUGAGAAGAAGCUCCGCCAUGAGGUCGAGAAAACCAAGAGGAAAGUUGAUGGCGACCUCAAGCUGACCCAAGAGGCUGUUGCUGAUCUGGAACGCAACUUGAAAGAACUUGAAGGAACUGCUGACCGUAAGAAUAAGGAGAUAUCUGCCAUUUCUUGCAAAAUUGAGGACGAACAGGCUCUUGUGUGCAGAGAUCAAAGGCAAGUGAAGGAACUUCAAGCUCGUCUUGAGGAACUCGAGGAGGAAGUUCAGCAUGAGCGGCAGGCCCGUAGCAAGGCUGAAAAGGCUAAGAAUCUCAUUUCACGUGAACUUGAAGAACUUACUGAACGAUUGGACGAAGCUGGCGGCGCCACUGCUGCUCAGAUUGAGAUGAACAAGAAGCGCGAGAGCGAACUGGCUAGAGUGCGCCGCGAACUUGAGGAGUCCAGCCUUCAGCAUGAAGCUUCUCUUGCUUCCCUUCGCAAAAAGCACAACGAUGCUGUUUCUGAAAUGUCAGAACAAAUUGACCACCUCAAUAAAAUGAAAGCUAGAACCGAAAAGGACAAGGAUGCUAUGAAUCGUGACGCUGAAGAUGCAAAAUCUGCUAUGGAUGCUCUUACCCGUGAUAAGACCUCUUCUGAGAAGACUUCUAGGCAACUUCAGCAACAAUACAACGAAGUCUGCUCCAAGUCAGACGAGCUCAACCGCACUCUGAAUGACUUUGAUGCUUCCAAGAAGAAGCUUGCUUGUGAAAACGCUGACCUGGUCCGCCAAGUAGAUGAGGCAGAAAACAAUCUUUCCCAACUUUCCAGAGCCAAGCUUUCUCUUACCAAUCAGCUUGACGAUACCAGAAAGCUUGCAGAUGAGGAGAGCAGGGGACAUGCGACACUCCUGGGUAAGUUCCGCAACUUGGAGCAUGAUAUAAACACCCUUCGUGAGCAACUAGAGGAGGAGAGCGAAGCGAAGGCAGAUGUACAGCGAAUGUUUUCCAAGGCUAAUGCAGAGGCUCUCAUGUGGCGCUCCAAGUACGAGUCCGAGGGUGUUGCCCGUGUAGAGGAAAUUGAUGCUUCUCGCAUGAAGCUUGCUGCUCGUCUCGAGGAAGCUGAAAUGCAGAUUGAGUCUUUGAAUGUCAAGAAUCUGCAUCUAGAAAAGACCAAAAUGCGUGCUACUGCCGAACUAGAAGAAUUGCAAGUCAGCGCUGACCGUACACAAACAAUGGCUGAAGCUGCUGAAAAGAAACAGAAGAACUUUGACAAGAUUAUCUGCGAAUGGAAGAUGAAGGUCGAUGAUCUUUCUGUUGAACUUGAUGCUUCUCAGAAGGAAUGUCGCAAUUACUCGACCGAAAAUUUCCGCCUCAAUACAGUAAAUGAGGAGACAGUGGAGCAGCUCGACUGCAUCCGUCGGGAGAACAAGAACCUUAAUGACGAGAUCAAGGACCUGAUUGAUCAGAUCGGCGAGGGAGGUCGAGCACACCACGAAAUUCAUAAGAAUGCCAAGCGCCUUGAGCUUGAGAAGGAGGAACUGCAAACCGCUCUCGAGGAGGCCGAGGCAGCGCUUGAACAGGAAGAGAACAAGGUCCUUCGAACACAGCUCGAGCUCAGCCAGGUCAGGCAGGAGGUUGACCGACGCGUUCAAGAAAAGGAAGAAGAAUUCGAUAAUACUCGCAAGUGUCACCAGAGGGCUGUCGAUUCUUUGCAAGCUUCUCUCGAGGUUGAAGCCAAAAAUAAGGUUGAAGCUCUUCGCUUGAAGAAGAAGCUCGAAUCCGAUAUCAACGAACUUGAGAUUGCCCUGGACCAUGCCAAUAAGGGCAAUGCUGAUCUCCAUAGGCAUUUUAAGAAGAUUCAGGAUGAGACCAAAAGCAUGGAGACCCGUGCAAAGGAAGAGCAACGUCUUGCCUCCGAGUACCGAGAACAGUAUGGCAUUGCUGAGCGCCGCUUCAACGCCCUGCACGGAGAGCUGGAAGAAUCACGAACGCUCCUGGAACAAGCAGACCGCGGUCGUCGCCAGGCCGAGACUGAGCUCAACGAUGUGCGUGAACAAGUUGACACCCUCACCGCCCAGAAUUCAGCUCUUUCUGCCUCCAAAAGGAAGCUUGAAGGGGAAAUACAAACUCGACAGGCUGAUCUUGAAGAAAUGAUUAGUGAGGCAAAGAACUCUGAGGAGAAGGCGAAGAAGGCCAUGGUUGAUGCUGCCCGGCUAGCCGACGAGCUUCGCGCUGAGCAAGAACACGCUCAGACUCAGGACAAAAUGCGGAAGGCCUUGGAGGGCACCGUGAAGGACCUCCAGACCCGUCUUGAGGAGACUGAAACUACUGUUAUGAGGACAGGUAAAAAGGCUGUCAGCGAUCUCGAAGUUCGCAUUCAUGGUCUCGAAAAUUCCCUAGAUAACGAGACUCGUCGCCAUGCAGACUCUCAGAAGAACCUGAGGAAGUGCGAGAGGCGCAUCAAGGAGCUCGCCUUCCAGGCUGACGAGGAUAAGAAGAAUCAUGAGAGGAUGCAGGACCUCGUCGAUAAGCUCCAGCAGAAGAUCAAGACCUACAAGCGCCAGAUCGAGGAGGCUGAGGAGAUCGCCGCCCUCAACCUGGCUAAGUUCCGUAAGGCUCAGCAGGAACUCGAGGAAGCUGAAGAUUCAUAUUAA
This is a messenger RNA of Penaeus chinensis, 17464 nucleotides long. RefSeq lists its product as uncharacterized. NCBI's taxonomy places the organism in Eukaryota, Metazoa, Arthropoda, Malacostraca, Decapoda, Penaeidae. Gene Ontology annotation, cellular component: myosin complex. The record is from RefSeq and is a predicted model, not a curated record. Gene Ontology annotation, molecular function: cytoskeletal motor activity; ATP binding; actin filament binding.